CUAUUGGAACCAGACAUCCUUUCAACAACCGUGAAUGGAAUGGACAGUAUCACUAUUGAAUGGAAGAUCCCUGAGACACCUUCUUCAUCUUGGCUCCAAUGUGAUUCAUCAAUCGUUAGCUACAACCUGACUUAUUGGCCAAGGGAUGAUCCCACUAACUCUACAACUAUUUCAGUAAAUAGUACGGAAGACAUAGUUGUCAAAACAGUCAAUGAGUUGGAUGUCUGCACCGAGUACGAGUUCUCCAUUGUCGUUGUUAAUUCAAUCGAUUUAGCUGGGCCUGCGAAUAUGACGUCAGCGAUGACUGACAAAAUACCUCCUCAACCUGUGGAUAGUGCUGACGUCACUUCAGAUUCGUACAACCACCUGGAGAUCACGUGGUCAGAGCCAUUCAGCCAAUGCGGUGCUCCGAGCUACACCGUAUCACGUAGGCUCCUCCUCAAUGACCAAUGCGACGAUUCUAUGGCGGAUACGGUAACAUGGGAGGUAACAGGCGAUACAAGCAUCGAGUAUGACGACCUGUUGCCAUACUCUACCUAUGAGUUUACAGUUCUGGCGACUCUGGAAGGCUAUGUUGCAGAGACAGUCUAUGUGAUCGCAUACAACUCAACUGAGUCAGUUUCAACUGCGCCACCUGAAGACUUCACAGUGGAUAACACCGUGAAAGGAAAAUUGGAUUAUACCUGGAGCAGUCCUCCAUGCGGAGACCGGAACGGAGCCGUAAGUUACGACUACGAAUUCGGUGAAGCGGGAGGGGAUGAUGUUCAGAGAGAAAACCUAAUAGUGACAAGUAAAUCCUUUGAGGAUUUAAAACAUUACAUGAUGUACGAGUUUACUGUCUGUCCGAGGACAGUCGUUGGACCGGGUCCCUGCAUCUUCAUUCAGACCAGAACACUACCAAGCGAACCCACUGGCCCUCUCAAUGUCGAAAGCGAUUUGGGGUCAACGAACCAGACAUAUACCAUCAUCGCCUGGGAGAAACCGGAGUUAAUCAACGGUUUAUUUUUGAGAUACGAGAUCCAGAAAGACAAUGAUGACGUCAUCAUGAUAGUGGAGGAGGAAGAAAGAAUAUAUUCAUUCUCAGAUUUAGAGCCGAACCAAGAAUAUGCAAUAAAGGUACGUGCUGUUAGCAGCGGAGGGAAUGGUGCUUGGGAUUCGGUCGACGUCACAACACUCCCAAUACCAGAACCAAACACGCCAGAGGUACCGGUUACCACGGCAAAGAAUGAUACAUCAAUCUCCAUCGAGUGGCCUCUCGUGGAUGAUACAAAUCUAGGAAUAUACAGGAUAACAAACUAUACAGUCAGGUAUUCAAGUGCCACAGGGGAUGAAGAUACUAUCGACGUCAAUUAUAUUACAUCCCCUAUGGUAUGCACUAUCGCGCCGUUAGAACCGGGAACGGAGUACUACAUCAAGGUUCGCGCUGUCAAUGAAGGAGGACCCGGGGGCUGGUCUGAAAGUUUGACUGAAUCUACCGACCAAACAUUUACUACUUGUCCUGACCAUUUUCUUGUUCCAGGAGUGCAAAUAGGCCUGAUUGUAGUUGUUGUAGUCAUUUUGCUGUAUGCAGUUGCUGUUACUUUCCUGCUUAUUCAGCUCAGACGCAAAGGACCAAUCAGGACUGAAGAGAACGGACAAGAUCCUUACAUGGACCUAAGACCCAGAUCCGAGGCAGACAACAUAUACCAGGAGAUCGCUAUCACCUCAACGACUUCGUCCCAAAAACCAGGAGAAAGACGUCUACCAUCAUCAGACCUGUUUCAUAAGAACCAGAAUGUUGAGCAGUUUGCAAACACAACACAAGACGAUGCUGGUUAUGAACUUGUACUAACCCCAAAUUAAGACAACUGGAAGCUUUAGAAAAACACAAUUUGCUUUUCAGCAAUUAUAUGUCUCUUGAUUUUCAAUUACAGGGAACAACAUUAAUGGAUUUAUCGAGUAAUUCUGUUUUGAAGGCAAUACAAAAUCUCUCAAAAUGUCUUAAUUAAAUGCUAAACAUUGGCAAAAGUAACUGGGAAAAGGGCAUUACUUUUCCACAAAGAAGUUACAAAAAGUUGUUAAGAAUAUAGCUUGUUGUUCUAAAAAUAUACAGGUCUACUCUUAGUACUGUGGAUGUACUGCUUUGAUAGGAAUAUUGUAAUCAAACGCUGCAAUACAAAGGAAAAACUGUAAAUGAACCAAAAUAAAUUGCAAAUAUUUUCAUGACAUUUUGUCAACAUUAGAGAAAACCUAAUUGAGUCCAUUCCUGACUCUAAUCAUUCAUUCUCUGAUUAUUUAAAAGGUAACUUUGUUCACAGUUUAUUUUCCAAACCAGUAACUGUCACUGAAAUUUAAAUAUUGUUAACACAUUGCCUAGGGGGAACAGUUUGGGGUAUGCAUAAGUACACGUCUUUUAAAGGUACUAAGUCCCAUUUGCAGGCCCAAAAAUGAAAAGG
Messenger RNA from Strongylocentrotus purpuratus (purple sea urchin), 2435 nucleotides. RefSeq names its product receptor-type tyrosine-protein phosphatase F-like. The transcript has 10 exons. The record is from RefSeq and is a predicted model, not a curated record. Lineage: Eukaryota; Metazoa; Echinodermata; Echinoidea; Camarodonta; Strongylocentrotidae. Bases 40 to 1842 code for a protein of 600 amino acids. Gene Ontology annotation, molecular function: protein binding.